Thlaspi arvense is the source of this 429-nucleotide messenger RNA. Lineage: Eukaryota; Viridiplantae; Streptophyta; Magnoliopsida; Brassicales; Brassicaceae. The record is from the annotation of a GenBank genome assembly.
CUGAGCAACUCUGUUUUACAGGAGCUUUUGAAGAUAUCGGAAGAAGAGUUCGGUCUCCCGAGAGAAGGACCGAUCACAUUGCCAUUUGAUUCGGGUUUUUUGGAGUAUCUAAUCAAACUGAUCGAACGGCGAAUGGAUGAAGAUACAGAAAAGGCUCUGUUAAUGUCGAUUUCUUGUGCUACAAGCUAUUUACAUUGUUCUUUGAAACAACAGAGUAGUACUACUACUCAACAAUUUGCUCUUUUCAACAACAAGAACAGCAGAGUUGUACUACUCAACAAUUACUUAUGUAUACCCACAUGGUCAUGUCUUUUCAGCAGAUGUUUUGAUCCACAAGUUGAUGAGCAGUCAAGAGGACUGGUUACUAACUUUGGGACCCUUUAUGAUCAGAUACAACAAAGACAGAAGCAUGUGUUAUGUCUGGUUUAA